UAUGGUUAGUUUAGUUAAUUUUCGUAAAAAUAAAAUUUGGAAAGGAUACGUAUUCUUCCCCAAAAAAUAUAGGAUUUUAUAAACAAAGGUGCUUUUUACGAGCAAUUGGAAAUAAAAACUAUACUAAACCCUACCCUCUAUCGUGAGAAAUCGAGCGAACGAAGGAUGAGCGAAGGUUUUGAGUUUCGAUCAAGAUUUUUCUCCAUUUAAGUAACAUAACAAAGGCAUGGAGAAUUCAAAGCAAUCAAGAACAUCAGAAGACAAAGAUGGGGUCGAUAUGUUUAGUAAAUUACCGGAUCCUAUUCUUCACUUAAUUCUAUCACAUCUUCAAGGUACAGAAGAAGUAAUUCGAACCAGCAUUUUGUCAAGAAGAUGGAGGAAUUUGUGGACUUCACUUCCCUCUAUAGACAUAGAUUAUUCCCGACGAUUGAAUCCCCAUCAAGAAUUCAAAAAGAACAAAUUCGAAGAGUUUGUGUCUCGGGUUUUGGGAAACAACUCUCUCGAUUUGGAUAGUUUCCGUUUAUCUUGUGCGAAUUACUACAAUAUGUCGACAGUGAAGCAGUGGAUUGAUGCUGCUGUUAAAAGAAAUGUCAAAGUACUUGACUUGAUGUUUUGUAUUGGGGAUGAGUAUGAUGAAAUCGAGUUGCCUAAUUCUCUCAUGACUUGUGAUUCUUUGGAGGUGUUAAGGUUGUAUUUGUUUGGACGUUGUCUACAUUUGCCUUAUAGAUGUAAAGGGUUUUCGCGACUUAGGGUUCUUGAGUUGAACGAUAUGAUGUUAUUCGAUGGAGGUUUAGUAACAGAUUUGCUUAAAAAGUGCCCAUUGCUUGAGGAUCUGAAGCUCAAGAAGCUCGUGUUUGGUGAAAAGAUGGAAAUGGUGGAUGGAGAUUUCCAUCGUAGCAUUCAAAUUUCUUGCCCAAAACUGGUGUUUUUGGAGUUAACAAGUUAUAUAGGUAACUUUAAUUUUACCUCGAAAGGUUUAGACUCCUUGAAGAAAGCUGUGAUUAACCUGAAUGGAUCGCUACCUGAAUUGAUGAGGCGCAACAUAUGUGAGUUGUUUGCUGGAAUUUCUCAUGUGGAAUCUUUAUCGCUCAACCCUUUCACCAUCCUUAAGUGCAUUGAUGCUUCAUCUUUACCUAAUCUCAAGACUUUGGAGCUAAGGACAACAAUGGAUGACUUCCCCAUGGAUGACCUCAUCCAAACUCUUCAACAAUAUCCGCGUCUGGAGGCUCUACAUUUGAUCAUUCAAGACGUAUUCUCAUAUCAAAGGAGGAAUUCGUGGCAAUCUGCCCACCUGAAGUUGGAUGAAGUUGAGGCAAGAAGAAUCUUGACUCGCAAUCUGAGAAGAGUUGAGUUUCUUGAAUUCAAUGGAGAAAAUCCGAGUCUGUUGAUGGCACGUUCGUUACUCAUGUAUGGAGAUGCAUUGGAGGAAAUGGUUUUCAUUUGGGGUGACAAAGACAAGUACCCUCGCAAGUCAAUGGAGACUUUGAAGAAAAUGUCAAAAUAUCGCAAGGCUUCUUCAACUGUCAAGCUCAUAACGCUUCUAAGAGAAUGA
Lactuca saligna is the source of this 1552-nucleotide messenger RNA. Lineage: Eukaryota; Viridiplantae; Streptophyta; Magnoliopsida; Asterales; Asteraceae. The record is from the annotation of a GenBank genome assembly.